GGAAGGAGUGUAGACUGUGGCCAACGAGAUUUAAAAUGCAGAGCCUACAGGAGAAGGCCUCGGAGUGGAGCGGAGUCUCCCAAAACGACGCCUUUGAAAUCGACAACACCAAUCUCUUUCAGAAAUUGGGCCUUCAGACCUUCAUCAACCUCUCCACCAAUUUCUACACCAGGGUUUAUGACGAUGAAGAGGAAUGGUUUCGUUUGAUUUUUGCUAAUUCUAAGAAAGAAGAAGCAAUUCAGAAUCAAUAUGAAUUCUUUGUACAGCGAAUGGGAGGGCCCCCUUUAUAUUCCCAAAGGAAAGGCCAUCCAGCGCUGAUUGGACGUCAUCGGCCAUUCCCCGUCACCCACCAAGCUGCGGAGAGGUGGUUGCAUCACAUGCAACAAGCACUGGAUGGUGUCACAGAAAUUGAUGCAGAUUCAAAAACCAAAAUGAUGAAUUUUUUCAGGCACACUGCUUUCUUCCUUGUGGCUGGAGAUGAGUUGAAGAAUCGUAACCAAGGAGUUCCCUGUAAGCAUGGAGCCAGCAAACCAGCUGCAGUAUGACAUAAUUUCUUGCUUCCAUUUUCAGAAGAACACAUUUAAGAUUUUACCAUUUAAAAACUGCUUUGAUCUUAUUAUUAUAAAUGUGAAAAAGGGAUAAAAUUUUCACAGCCUUCAUAUCAAGAAAAAUCUUGAAAAGUGAAUGUUUACAUCCAUAUCCAGAUUGAUUCACAAUAUCUAAUUAUAGGUCUGGGUUCUUGAGAUUAUUGAACAUUUGCUUUUAUCUUAUUGCAUUUUGGGAGCUUGCCUGUA
This is a messenger RNA of Vitis riparia (riverbank grape), 794 nucleotides long. RefSeq names its product two-on-two hemoglobin-3. Gene Ontology annotation, biological process: oxygen transport. Lineage: Eukaryota; Viridiplantae; Streptophyta; Magnoliopsida; Vitales; Vitaceae. The record is from RefSeq and is a predicted model, not a curated record. Gene Ontology annotation, molecular function: heme binding; oxygen carrier activity; oxygen binding. The coding region runs from base 36 to 545 and encodes 169 amino acids. The transcript is spliced from 4 exons.